UACGCCAUCUGCGUCAAGGUGCCAUCGUGGUGAUCGUCUCGUGCUCCCUGAUUGCCCUCGUCGUCGUCGUGGCCAUCAUUGCCAUUGCAAUCCGCUGCUACAUGACGCGCCAUCAACCAUCGCCUCCACCGCCUCCGAGACGUUCACCAACUACGGCUCGGCUUCUGCCUGACACGCCUGAACUGUGUACUGUCUCCACUCAACCGGAUGUUGAGAUGACGAGACGUACUGCCGAAAUUGGUCUACAAGCAGUUUCUGAAGUUAGGGAUGUCGCCGUUGCUUUCGAAUCUCGUUUUGGCAACUGCACGUCUUCCCUGCAUUUUGAUUGCGGCGCCAAUGGGUCGCUGUGUCUGCACCAAUCUUCAUUGAUUGAUUUCGACAAUGUGACGAUGCAGUGUAUCCAUGGAGGUACCUCAAGUCGUUGCCUCUCACUUUGCCAGUAUUUUUAUCCUGAAGAACCCAGAGUUUGCGCACCGCGAUUGGUUUCCCGACAAGCCGGUUCAUCGACGGCUCGUUUGUCUCCUAACGUCGAUCAUACAUUGUCAACGGACCGAUCGACAGAGCUUGGAAAGGAUUAUCGUGGGCCAACCAUAUAUGUCCUAUUUUUCUCCGUCGUUCACGUUGCCCUGAUUUGUGGCUGUGUGGCGUCAUAUCUAAUUUUCUGGAAG
Molecule: messenger RNA, 668 nt
Organism: Mesorhabditis spiculigera
Lineage: Eukaryota; Metazoa; Nematoda; Chromadorea; Rhabditida; Rhabditidae
Source: the annotation of a GenBank genome assembly